This is a messenger RNA of Periconia digitata, 2136 nucleotides long. Lineage: Eukaryota; Fungi; Ascomycota; Dothideomycetes; Pleosporales; Periconiaceae. The record is from the annotation of a GenBank genome assembly.
CACAGCCUCCCUCAUAUCUGCAAUUAUGUCUUGUUAUCAACUCCAUGGCUUGCAUUACCAAUUUCCCUUCUUCCUCGAUCCACCAUAAUGAGCUCUAUCGGGAGACUACGGCAGCUAUGGAAAGAUGUGGACGUAUCUGAUGCAUAUCCACAUCUUCGCAUCGAAAAGCGCGACUUCGACGAUAUCCCCAAAUUUGUUCUCAAGAUAGUGGAAGCCAGCCAUUUCAGCAAACGGAUUUGGUUCGUGUCUGCUUCAGGAUUUUUCACCGGGGCCUAUACCAUCUUCAGCACAAAUGUCAUCGCUCCAGCGUGGGCAUACGUCUAUUGGCCCACAGCGACUAGAGGUGAUCAAAGCCUCGGCAUCAACAUUGCAACCCUCGUCGGUACCUGCGCGGGUAUGAUUAUCUUCGGUUACCUUGCCGACUGUUUUGGGAGGAAAAAGCUGUAUGGAGUUGAGCUCGUCAUCGUCAUCGUCGCCACACUGGGUCUCACGCAAGCAUCUGAAGGGUACAACGACAGCUCGAUGAGCAUUUAUCCCUGGAUAGUCUUCUGGAGGACCCUGUUGGGGAUCGGAGUGGGUGCAGAAUAUCCUCUAUCAGCUCUCAUCGCCUCAGAAUGGUCCGCAACCAGCCAUCGAGGAAGAAUGUUGGUUGCUGUAUUUAUGACUCAGCCCCUAGCACAGCUGGCCGCGCAUGGUGUGGGUUUGCUUGCUUUAUGGAGUAUUAGUGCUCGUCACAAACCACCAUUACUCCAUGAUGGAACCGAUCACGAUGCAGCUUCUCGGGUCAUCGACCAAGUGUGGCGUCUUGUGGUCGGUCUCGGAGCGGUGCCCGCCCUACUUGCUAUUAUUGGACGAUUGACGAUACCUGAGACUCCUCGAUGGCUAUUAGAGAUCGAACAAAAUCCAUCGGCAGCAUUGCAAUCAACGAAUGAAGUAUACUCUGGAUCCAAACCAGGUUCGACAACUGAUGUGGAAUUGACCAUGUUCGCGGAAAGUUCCACCAAUACCACUAAAAUAGCACAGGAUGAUCAUCGGGCCCAAAAACCUGACGAUCCGUCAUCUCCCUUACGGGAAGAGAUUGAAGUCUCAAACAACAACGUACCCCAAUACACCGAAGAUAGGGAUUUUGCCGAGCCCUCGCAUAUUCCCACCUCUCGGAUACGCAAAGAUCGUAUCAAAACCACCGGCCAGUUUUCUGGAGACUCCGGAGAGGCGAACCGCCCCAAUCAUAAGGAAUCUUUCGUACAAUGGCUCCAGAGGUCAUCUUCCGACAUCAAAAGUUUCAUGCGUGGCCCUUCGGGCUCCAUACUCGUAGCUGUAUCGAUUUGUUGGUUUCUACUCGACAUUGCCUACUACGGCCUCGGGCUAGACAAUCCACAGCUUCUUGGAAACAUAUGGCGCCAGAAGAAACAAGAGAAGGAGGAGCCCUCGUCUCCCAACCCUCCAUUUGACUGGAACAGCAAUCUUCUCCCCUUACCCAAGGAGAGAAAUCAAGCCAUAUAUCAGGUUCUCGAGACGAAUUUCAGACAUGCUUUAUACACCACCGUCCCUGCUUCGAUAGUUGGGUGUUUUGUGAUAUUGCUAUUUGUUAACCGUGUCCCCCGUGUACGCUUUAUGGUGACUACAUUUGUCUUCCUGGCUGCAAUUUUUACCGUUGUUGGAAGCAGUCUCUUCAGGGUGUACGAGACAAAAGAUCAUGGGGUAACGAUAGUAUUCUAUGCCAUAUCGAUGUUCCUCAUCAAUGUCGGACCCAAUACCAUUACUUUCAUGUUACCUGCGGAGCUCUUCGAAACGCGAAACCGAGGUACUUGUUAUGGUAUUGCAGCAGCUAGUGGAAAGCUUGGAGCGAUUCUCGUGCAGAUCGCACUAUGGGGCUUAGGGGUAGGGGGGCCGAAGAAAGAACCUCUGGCUGGAGUGCUCUUCUUCUUUGCGCCAUUGAUGUUGAUUGGAGCAUUGGUGGCUUGGAUAUGGAUCCCAGAAGUUCAAGACCCUGUCGAUAAUUCCGCCGCAAGUAUCAAGCAGUUCUCCAGCUAUGAUAAUCGAUCGCUAGAAGAUAUAGCUGAUGGUCCAAAGAAAGGACAGAUCUUAGGGUUGAAGAAGAGAUUUGUGCACAUGCUAAAAUCUGCUGAAAAGUAA